Nilaparvata lugens (brown planthopper) is the source of this 1448-nucleotide messenger RNA. Its product is annotated as farnesol dehydrogenase-like. The transcript has 7 exons. The record is from RefSeq and is a predicted model, not a curated record. Bases 528 to 1289 code for a protein of 253 amino acids. Lineage: Eukaryota; Metazoa; Arthropoda; Insecta; Hemiptera; Delphacidae.
CAGAAGUUCUUUACUGAAGGUCAAAUUUAAUGACACACUCCAUCUGAAUAUAGUUCUGGGUUUUAUUAGCGAGCCUAGAGAAUCUAACUGAUACAUAAUUUUAGCAAAUAAUAGUCUAAAAUACUUUGUGGCCCUGAUAAAUAAAUACUAAAUAGUAUACACUGAUGAUGUAAUAUCUACAUAUAAUUAUAAAAUAUAAUAACAGUUCAAUUAUUUUACUGGUUUUUUUAGGAUGAUGAGUACUUCAGUCACGCAUGUUUGAUUAUACUCAUCAAUCAGCACUAAAACCAGGAUUAUUCUGCAAAAAACGUUGGACAGUUACCUUUGAACAGCAUUAUUAUUUAGUUUGUUUUCGAAUUUGCUGGGCGGCGGACACGAGCGCUUGCACGUGGAUACAACAACAAGUGUAAUAUAAUCCUCGAUAAAAUUAGCUAAUUGAUCACGAUUGGGCAAAGGGUGAAUGAUUGAGUGUAUGUGUGAUCAUCCCUAUUGCUGUGCAGGUUAUUUGAUUCCAAUCAAGUUGAAGAAUGGAUCGUUGGUCGGGACGAGUAGCUGUGGUGACAGGGGCUAGCUCUGGCAUAGGGGAGGCGAUCGCUCAGCAACUGGUGGAGAGUGGCAUGAUUGUCGUAGCUUUAGCGAGGAGAGAAGAUAGACUCAAGAAAUUGGAGGAAAAAAUGAAAGGUAAAAAAGGAAAACUGCAUCCAUUGAAAACUGAUAUCACAAACAUGGAAGAUAUCAAAUCAGCACUAGAAUGGAUCGAUAACAAAUUAGGAGCUAUACAUGUUUUGAUAAACAAUGCUGGAAUUUUCAUCAACAAGAAAUUUCAAGAAUGUGAAAUGGAAGAUAUUAUGAAGCUGUUUACAGUAAAUGUUUUAUCACUUGGUAAACUGACCAAAGAGGUUAUUGGUUCCAUGGAGAAACAUAAAAUUGAUCUUGGUCACAUCUUCAACAUCAGUAGUAUUGCUGGAAAGAUCAGUCAUCCCUUUCCACAGACAAUGUAUUACUUCGCAUCCAAAAGGGCAGUUGAUGCCAUCUCAGAGGGUCUUCGCAUGGAAAUUGCUGUAGCAAAAUCCAAAAUAAAAGUUUCGAAUGUGAGCCCAGGACUUGUGAUGACUGAGUUGAUUGAGAAUGCUGGCUUUGAACACUUGACAGAUGAGACGCCGAGGCUUUAUCCAAAAGAUGUAGCAGAAGGUGUCGUUUUUGCACUAUCUACCCCUCCUCAUAUGGUGGUGACUGAGUUGACUCUUCAACCACUGGGUGAAAGUAUAUAUUCAUUCAUCAACCUAUGAUGAAGAAAAUAUAAAUGGUUUGAGUAAAGCAAGCACACAACGAAUUAAGAUAGCCUUCUACCAUUUUCUUCAAUUCCAAAUCGAUAAUUUCAAUAUGUAAUGUAAUAGGAUCAUUUUUUCAGCCUCCGAUUUGCCAUGAAUAAAAGACGAAUGUGUAUA